AUGAAUUCCAAAAUGAAACAGAAACUGAAUGCAGAAAAAUCAUCAGGACCUUUGCAGAAGUACCUCACAGACACCACAUGCAGUGCUGCCCCAAGACGAACUCUUAAAAUGAUUCAGCCUUCAGCAACAGGUUGCAUGAUUGGCAGACGUAAUGAGAAGAAAUCUUCAGUCAAAAGGAAACUCUGGAAUAACAAGUUCACCUCAAAGGCUUGUAAAGCUGAGGUGUCUGUGGACAAGGAGCAAGAAAAUGAGAAUAUGAAUGAUGUCAUUCAAGCUGUAGAUCUCAUGAUAAAAGGAAGUCCUUCAUCUCAAUAUUGGAAAGAAGUGGCUGAAGAAAGGAGGAAGGCUCUGUAUGAAGUGCUUCAAGAAAAUGAAAAGUUACACAAAGAAAUCGAACAGAAAGAUGGUGAAAUUGCCCGCCUAAAAGAAGAAAAUGAAGAGCUAAUGUCCCUUGCUGAACAUGUGCAUUAUAUGGCCAGCAUGAUUGAGAGGCUAACUGGGCAAGCACCUGACAAUCUUGAGACACUGGAGAGUCUGGCUCUAGAGGAACCCAAACAAGAAAAUGAAGAGCUUAACUGUGGCGAUGAUGCAGACAGCACUUCUGAAGAAGGGCCAUCACAAGUAUCAUGUGGCUUAAGGGAGAGUAUAUCAGACCUUGCUUCAAAGGAAGCAAAUUACUUGCAACUGGAAUGACAACCUUUAAAUAGGCUUAUGUAUGUGGCUUUUAAUUGCAGGCUUCCUCUUGAAAGGAUACACUAAAACUUCUCAGGUAAAGAAACUCUUGUGGAAGCAUUAUGGCUGUCGGGUUUUAAGUGGAAUUAUGUUGCAGUGGGAGUAUCUGGAUACCAUGUAGAAAACUUACUACGGGCUGCAUUUAGUUGCUUGUAUAAAAUGCAAAUACUGUGUAUUUCAAACUGUUGUGUAAAUAUCUUAUCAGUUGGUGUGACAUAAGUGAAAAUUGAUAAAUAAAUCUUUGCCUUACCAAAACAGCCUCUUACUUGAGUGGGGAAUGGC
Molecule: messenger RNA, 1014 nt
Organism: Aptenodytes forsteri (emperor penguin)
Lineage: Eukaryota; Metazoa; Chordata; Aves; Sphenisciformes; Spheniscidae
Gene: GMNN
Product: geminin, DNA replication inhibitor
Exons: 6
Coding region: 1-693 (230 amino acids)
Biological process (GO): negative regulation of cell cycle; negative regulation of DNA replication
Cellular component (GO): nucleus
Source: RefSeq, a predicted model, not a curated record